UCAAGAAGAGCAGGAUCACCGUCGACGGAGCGAGAUCGAGAGAGGGACUCCAAAAGUCGCCAUUCGUUCAUCCCAAUUCGAAAGCCAUGGCGUUCGCAAUGGACUCAUGGAUGAAAGAAUUCAAUGAGGCUUCCAAGUUGGCUGAUGAUAUUAGUACCAUGAUCUCUGAGAGGAAAUCUUUGCUGCCGUCUGGGCCUGAAACUCAACGUCAUACAUCUGCUAUUCGGAGGAAGUUAACGAUACUUGGGACUCGACUAGAUACAUUGGAUUCCCUUUUAUCGGAUCUUCCUACUAAGCGAGCAAUAACAGAAAGGGAGGUGCACAAGCGUGAAGACCUACUUUCAAAUUUGAAGUCUAAAACUAAGCAGAUGGCGUCCACAUUGAAUAUGUCAAACUUUGUUGACAGGGAAGACUUGCUUGGACCAAGUAACAGGUCAGUUGAAGAGAUAAACAGGAUAGCGGGAUUGGAUAACACUGGUAUUGUAGGCUUGCAACGUCAAAUUAUGAAAGAGCAAGAUGAGGGACUUGAGGAGCUGGGGGAGACUGUUUUAAGUACAAAACACAUUGCAUUGGCAGUUAAUGAAGAGUUGAAUUUGCACACAAGGCUCAUUGAGACCUUGGACCAACAGGUGGACGUGACAGACUCACGGCUUCAGCGGGUGCAAAAGAGACUUGCAAUUCUCAACAGGCGCACAACCGGCUGUUGCUCUUGUAUGCGUCUGCUCUAUUCCGUUGUUGCCAUAGUGAUUCUGAUCAUCAUCGCCUCGGCUCUCAUGAAAUACUUGUAAAAAAAAUAAAAUUAAUAAACACAAACUCACUGUGCACUGUAUUCUCAUCUGGUGUGGAAAAAAAAAAAACUAGUUGUGCAGUAUUCCUUGUGAAUCUGCUUGUGUUCAGUGUGUACUUCCCCUGUUUUCAUCUGGACAGACAUGUAAAAAACUACUAGACUUCCUCACAGCAAUGCAUUGUUCAUGUUUUUGCAA
This is a messenger RNA of Dioscorea cayenensis subsp. rotundata (Guinea yam), 983 nucleotides long. Its product is annotated as syntaxin-52-like. Bases 87 to 788 code for a protein of 233 amino acids. Gene Ontology annotation, cellular component: endomembrane system; SNARE complex. The record is from RefSeq and is a predicted model, not a curated record. NCBI's taxonomy places the organism in Eukaryota, Viridiplantae, Streptophyta, Magnoliopsida, Dioscoreales, Dioscoreaceae. Gene Ontology annotation, biological process: vesicle fusion; intracellular protein transport. Gene Ontology annotation, molecular function: SNARE binding; SNAP receptor activity. The transcript is spliced from 7 exons.